UUGAGUUGAGAAGAAAAAUAAGAGAAAAGCCCUAAAGGGAAGGCGGUGCCCUGAGAGAGAGAGAGAGAGCUUCAAUGGUUGGCUCCAAUUUCAAGAUUGGCGACGAGGUGGAGGUGACCAGUCCAAUCCACAAUAUGCGUGGCACUCUGUUCCCGGCAAAAAUCAUCGGCAAGUCGAGAGAUAAAACCAAGUUGAAAGUUGAAUAUAACAAAGUGAAGGCCAAGAUUGAUGGCAAUCUCAGCAGGAGGAAGAGGCACCAGCAGCGCAACGAGGUGGAGGAAGAGGUGGACGUGGCGCUCAUAAGGCCCUUGCCGCCCCAAGAAAGUAAGUACUGCUGCUUCAAGUUAGGCGACGUCGUUGAUGCCUUCUUCUGUGGCGGGUGGUGGGAGGGAGUCAUCACUGAUGUUAUGAAGGACUCGACGUUUGGGGUUUAUUUUCGGUUUGCCAAGGAGAAGUUUGAGUUUGAGUCGGAGGAGCUCAGGCUUCACCGGGAGUGGGUCAAGGGCUCUUGGCUUCCACCUCUUCAGCAAGGCGAUGUCUCAACUACCGAAGAACCAAAGCCCUGGAUGAAAGAGGGCUUUGUACAAGGAACACAAGUUGAGAUUUGCACUGAUGAAGAUGGAUUUCAAGGUGCUUGGUUUGCUGCAAAUAUUGUCAAAGUAAUGGGGAAGGACAAAUUUCUCAUUCGAUAUAAGAGCAUAAAAACAGAUGAUGGUAAAGAGUUCUUGACAGAAGAGGUCGAUGCACAGCACAUAAGGCCUUGUCCACCUGAAACUGUUGUGGUUGAAAGUUUUAGUCUGAAUGAAGAGGUUGAUGCUUUCUAUAAUGAUGGAUGGUGGGAAGGUGUGAUCCGCAAGGUCCUUCGUGGGCCAAGGUACAGAGUUUACUUCAAAGGUACAAAAGAUGAAUUGCUGUUUGAGCACUCAGAUUUGAGACCACGCCAAGAUUGGAUAGAUAGAACAUGGGUUAUGGCUUCUCAGGCAUUGAAGCAUUGAGUGCAGAACAAAAGUCAGAUACUAACCACUGAGCAUUUGCGCAUUUCAUAUAUGGCACAUUGUCAAUCUGGAAGUUUCAUUGCUGAAAGCAUUUGGUUAGGACGUGUUCUUCGUCCUAUCCAUCUUAAGCGUAAAACUGAUGGUUCUUGGUGUGUUUGGUAUUAGAUUUGGAAGUCCUAUGAAGAAGAAACCUUGAAACAACCAUUUUUUUUCUUUUGUAGUUUUUGAAAGAGAAACAUUAAACUUACUCGUAAGUGUUGCUGUUCCAUCUUUGUAAUUAAAUGGGGUUUUGAGUUUGCGGACAGAUUAUGUGAUUCUGGAUUGCACCGUUUGAUCAUUGAUGAUGUGAAUGAACAAUUGAAGCG
This is a messenger RNA of Prunus mume (Japanese apricot), 1360 nucleotides long. Its product is annotated as agenet domain-containing protein. NCBI's taxonomy places the organism in Eukaryota, Viridiplantae, Streptophyta, Magnoliopsida, Rosales, Rosaceae. The record is from RefSeq and is a predicted model, not a curated record.